ACGGUACAAUUGUAAAUGCUUCUCUACUGUACUCUACAUUUUUGAAUUGGGACUGACCCAGCCAGGGGCGACGUUUAAGUGGAAGUUACUAGAUAUAAAGAGUUGUUGACAUUCAUUUAUUUUUGUCAUUGUAAGUGUUUUGGUUAAAGAAAAGAAAUAUAAAUUCUACAUAAAUGUCGUUCUCCUUGUAGCCCUGAGGUUUGUGUAAACGAUAAAAACAGCGCGAAUGAAAUGUUAGCCUAGCUUUCAGUUAACCAGCUACAGUAGGAAGACAAGCUAACAAGCUAGCUAAAGCUAUUAGAGGGGAACAUGGACUCGAGUGGCAUACCUUCCACAGGCCAGAUUUUGCUCCUGGCCUCCAGUUCAGCUCUCAGUGCUCUCCUUUACUCGGUGUACAGGAAGAAGGCCAGCAUUGCUGCUAGAUUAAGCGAAGCCAAGAAAAUAUCAUUAGAUCAAGAUCUGCAGAGUAUCCUUGCUGAAGCUCCAGGCAAAUGUAUACCAUACGCUGUUAUAGAAGGGGUUGUUCGCUCUGUUAAAGACACCUUGAACAGUCAGUUUGUGGACAGCUGCCAAGGUGUGAUCGCCAGACUGACACUAAAGGAGAAGAAGAUGGUGUGGAAUCGGACCACUCAUAUCUGGUACGACUAUGAAAAGGUCAUCCACCAGCGCACCAACACCGUACCGUUUGACCUCGCGUCACAUGACGACACCAUCACAGCCACUGUGCGUGUGAUCCGCCCCCUUGACGCCGAGCUGGUCCUGGAGAAGACGUACGAGAACUUCCACCAAGCCACAAGCUCCUUCACCAGCAUUGUGGGCCAUUUCCUGAGUGGCGAGCGGCCGCAGGGUGUGACCGAGGUGGAGGAAAUGCUGCGGCUGGGCGCGAGCAUCACUGGCGUGGGCGAGCUGGUGAUGGAUGGCGGCGUGGUGCGCCUGCAGCCACCCAAACAAGGAUUGCGCUACUUCCUGAGCAGCCUGGACUAUGACGCGCUGCUGGAGAGCCACAAGAGCAGCGUGCGGUUCUGGAGAGUUCUGACGGCGCUCAUGGGUUUGGCAGCCUUCGCCACGGUGGCGUACGUGCUGUGGAAGCGCUACACAUGGCACAGGGAGAAGAAGAAGGAGCGCGAGAUGAUUGAGGAGUUUGAAGAGCAGAGGAGGACGAGGACGGCCGGGGAAGACGAGGCCGUGCAGGUCGGAGCUUGUGUCAUGUGCCUGAGCCAGCAGCGCUCAUGUGUUUUUCUCCAGUGUGGCCACGUGUGCGCGUGCUGGCAGUGUUACCGCAUGAUACCUGUGCCAAAGAAGUGCCCCGUGUGCAGGGCUACUAUAGACCGCGUGGUGCCUCUGUACAACAGCUAAUCAGCUCUCCGGCAGAAAACCCUGAGUAGUAAAUCGUGUAAUUUUGUUUGAAAAUAGUACAAAUUUCCAACAUGGAGGUAGGUGCUAUAGUGAAUCUGGGUGAAAAUCCAAAUCCUUUAUUUGAAAGCCUUCUGUUUAAGCAGAACACCAAAUGUGUGUAUGUGUGUGUGUGUGUAUGUGUAUAUAUAUAUAUAUAUAUAUAUAUAUAUAUAUAUAUAUAUAUAUAUAUAUAUAUAUAUAUAUAUAUAUAUAUAUAUAUAUAUAUAUAUAUAUAUAAUAUAAGAGCUGAUGAUUAAAAAGAUAAAUAUAUUGCGAUAAAUUGUAGAGCAAAAUACCUCAAUAAAGGUUGUGGUGAAAAUCAGGAAAUAUUUGUUGAUGAAUUUAGCUUUAUUUCACAUAAAUUGUUGUGAUGUUAUAUUGUUUGAUGGACUUAUUAGUAGCAGAUGGGUCUAACUGGUUUCAGAGCAGUGUUAGAACAAUCGUUCCUGCUCCCAGGGCUGCUCUAAUUGGCUGCUGGCAGCUAGAGAGAGAGAGAGAGAAGAUGAAAAUUGAACACUAUGACCUUUUCAGGUCGAUUAUCAACUCUGUUACCAAAAGGAAACUUUCAGAUGGAAUACAAGCUAUGUAUUAUACUACAACACUUCCAUUAUAAAGAGGAGAAAAGCCCGUGGAGGUUUUUUGCUUGAGCACUGAAAGUGAUUUAUACCUGUGUGAAGAUAUUGUGAUCUCAUGGGUGUUGGGUGAAAUUUUAAGAUUUGUAUUUGGGAAUGUAGAUGCAUUCAUAGGUGAAAGGUUUGACACAACAGGCAUUAUACACAAUAUACAUGUUAGAUAUAUUUUUUGUUGUUUUUCAAGGGCUUUAAAACGAUGAUGCUUGAAUUCAUUUCUUUCAAAAAAAAAAUUCUAUUCAUAAAAGGCUUCAAUAAAGUUUUCUUGUAAUUAUCAUAAAUAAAAUCUCAGCUGAAUUCUUUAGGAAAUAAAAUGUCAUUUCAGAUCAA
Ictalurus punctatus (channel catfish) is the source of this 2354-nucleotide messenger RNA. RefSeq names its product mitochondrial E3 ubiquitin protein ligase 1b (gene mul1). The transcript has 5 exons. Bases 310 to 1356 code for a protein of 348 amino acids. Gene Ontology annotation, cellular component: mitochondrion. The record is from RefSeq and is a predicted model, not a curated record. Lineage: Eukaryota; Metazoa; Chordata; Actinopteri; Siluriformes; Ictaluridae. Gene Ontology annotation, molecular function: ubiquitin-protein transferase activity. Gene Ontology annotation, biological process: organelle organization; protein ubiquitination.